Armigeres subalbatus is the source of this 5151-nucleotide messenger RNA. RefSeq lists its product as uncharacterized. The record is from RefSeq and is a predicted model, not a curated record. The coding region runs from base 1 to 5151 and encodes 1716 amino acids. The transcript has 3 exons. Gene Ontology annotation, molecular function: nucleic acid binding. Gene Ontology annotation, biological process: DNA integration. Lineage: Eukaryota; Metazoa; Arthropoda; Insecta; Diptera; Culicidae.
AUGGAGAAAUUAGUCCGUGAACGAAAAUCCCUUGAUCCUCGGAUCAAACGUAUAUCCGAUGUGGUGGCCAAAUUGAAGCCAGAAACGGCUGAAGAAACCGAGAUUCAAACGGAGCUAGAAGUGCUCGGUGAUAUUUGGGCCGCUUAUGUGCUAAGAGUGAUAAAAGAUCGUGAUGGCAGUAGAGAAGAGCGAUCGAACAGUGCGGUGAUAAAUCAACUCGCACAGCAGCAAGCCGAGUUAAUUCGGUUGAUGUCAGAUCGAAUGUCCGUCGGCGCGAGUACAUCUUCUGCUGCUUUAAGUGCUGUACCUGCCAUACCGUUGUCGGAUCUAAAACUACCGCGCAUGAAUUUGCCCGUGUUCAGUGGAAACUAUCUCGAGUGGCAAUCUUUCAUCGAUCUGUUUCGUAGCAUGGUUGAUCAGAACCCUUCCCUAAGAGAUAGCCAAAAAUUAUACUUUCUCAAAACCAAUCUCUCCGGUGAAGCGGCGUCGCUCAUUUCGCAUCUCAAAAUUGAGGAUGCAAAUUACGCUCCUGCUCUGGAAAAGCUAAAGUCACGCUACGAUAAACCACUAGAGAUAGCCCACAAGCACAUCGAACGCUUUCUGAAUCAACCAUCGAUGACAUCACCGUCUGCUGAUGGAUUGCGCUCUCUACAUGAUGUCUCUGAUGAAGUCGUUCGCGCUCUACAAGCUAUGCAGAGAGAGGAUCGUGACACGUGGCUACUCUUCAUCCUCAUCGAAAAGCUCGACCAUGAAACCAAACAGCUCUGGUACCAAAGAGUUGCUGAUAUGCCCGAAACAGCCGUAACCCUAAAGGCAUUCCUUUCGUUCAUCGACUCCCGCAGUUUUGCUUUGCAAUCUUCACAGCCCGUCAAGCAACGAGCCGUUGCUACCUACAAGCCUCAUAUGAAGCCAUCGUAUAGGGGAGCAACAACAUUCGUUGCCACGAACGUGUAUCCGAACUGCGACGUGUGUAACAGAUCGCCCCAUCCACUCUAUCAGUGUGGAAAAUUCAUUCAUAUGAACUCAGAGGAAAGACUUUCUGCGGUUAGGGAACAAAGGUUGUGUCGCAACUGUUUAAAGCAGCAUCUCGGGGAACCAUGCAAAUCAGGAAAUUGUCGGAAAUGUGGCCAAUUCCACCACACCUUGCUGCAUGCUGCUCUUGUGUCCCCCAUCGAACAACAAGCUGAAUCAACAUCGUAUGAAGCUCGACCCAGCGAUGGUGCGGCCGCUCACUCAUUGAUUUCGGCUCUUGAUUCCACUGCUAAUUUCGACGCAUCUAACGUGCUACUCGCCACCGUUUCCAUUGAUGUCUUAGAUAAGCAAGGGCGGCCGCAUACCUGUCGCGCCGUCUUGGAUUGCGCGUCUCAAGUAAGUUUCAUCAGUGAAAGUUUGUGUAGAAAACUAAAUCUGGAUUUGAUGGAGGCCGAUAUGGAUCUAGAAGGUAUCUCGUCAACUCCCGCUCAUGUAGAUAAAUGCGUCGAAAUAGUUGUAGCAUCCCGUUGCUCAGACUAUCGAACCACAGUUCCGUGUAUGGUGCUUGAGAAAAUCACUAAAACGCUUCCAGUGAAAGCAGCGAAUAUCGACGGUUGGCGCAUCCCAACAGAGAUCAAUCUGGCCGAUCCCCUCUUCCACCUUCCUGGUAAAAUACACGUUCUGCUUGGCAUUGAACUCUUUUUCCAGCUGUUAGAGCCUGGAAAAAUUUCUCUAAGCCCUGACGACAAUCUUCCAACGUUGCACAACACCAAACUAGGGUGGGUUGUUGCUGGUCGCGUUCGUGAUACCAAUGUAGCACCGAACACAUCGUCUCCAACGUGUUUGUUGGCUACUGCCGAUAAUAGCCUGGAUCAGCAAUUACGUCGUUUCUGGGAGUUGGAGGAGUAUUCGAAAACGGCACCGCAUCUCAGUGAAGAAGAAAAGCAGUGUGAAGAUCACUUCUACAAGCACACUAUUCGAAACGCUUCUGGAAAAUAUACUGUCCGUUUACCUUUCUUGCACUCUCCAAGUCAACUAGGCGAUUCGAAACAAAUGGCCGAGAAACGUCUGAGUCACAUUGAAAGGAAACUGAAUCGGAAUCCCUAUCUCAAGCAAGAGUACCAUUCGUUUCUCAAGGAAUACUGUGAGCUGGGGCAUAUGACACUAACUGAAAGCCCUGCACCGAAAAAUACAGUCUACUUACCUCAUCAUUGUGUUGUAAAGGAGGAUAGUUCAACAACAAAAUGUCGCGUCGUCUUCGAUGCCUCCGCGAAAACCACCAGCGGAAAAUCUCUCAAUGAUGUGCUGAUGACUGGGCCCGUUUUGCAGGACUCUAUCGUUAAUAUUCUCCUACGUUUUCGGUUCCCAGCAGUGGUGGUUGCUGGUGACAUAAAGCAGAUGUAUCGCAUGGUGGAGGUACAUGAAACGGAUCGUGAUUUCCAACGUAUUCUAUGGCGAUUUUCCUGUGACGAGCCGGUGAAAGAAUAUCGUCUCAACACGGUUACCUACGGAACAAAGAGCGCUUCAUAUUUAGCGACUAAAUGUGUCCAGCAGCUGUUGGAAUCCCAUAGAGAGCAGUUUCCGGCAGCGGUUGCAAAGGCAGAAAAGAGCACUUACGUUGACGAUGUCCUCACUGGUGCUGACACGGAUGACGAAGCAAUAAUUUUGCGACAGCAGUUAACAACCAUAUUCGCCGCCGGUGGUUUCCACCUGCGGAAGUGGGCGUCUAAUAGUCCAGCGGUUCUCAAUGGCAUCCCAGCAGAAGAUCGAGAAGUGAAACUACCAAUCGAGCUCAACGACACGCGCACCAUCAAGGCCCUCGGCAUCCACUGGCAGCCGUGCACCGACGCAUUCCAGUUUGUGCAAAAUCUUUCCGAUCUUCAAUAUUUGCAGGUACCGCGACGAGUAAUCGGCAUGCAAGGUGCGUGCCGUAUCUCUCUGCACGGCUACAGUGAUGCCUCCGAGCGAGCCAUGGGUGCGUGCGUGUAUAUUGAAACCGUGGACAAGUACAACAACGCAUCAUCACACCUAUUAUGUGCAAAAUCGAAAACAGCACCUAUCGGGAAUGGACGAACAACACUACCUCGUUUGGAGCUAUGCGCGGCGGUGAUACUAGCACGACUGAUGGCGAAUGUUAUGGCUGCAACAUCUAUUUCUUUCCACGAAGUACGCGCACACUCAGACUCGACAGUGGCACUAUCGUGGAUAUAUGGCGGUGCGUCGCGGUGGAAGACCUUCGUCGCCAAUCGAGUGGCUGAGAUCACUACUCAUCUACCUGCAAUCAACUGGCAGCACGUCGACACUCAUAAAAACCCAGCAGAUUUGAUCUCUCGCGGAGCGGUACCUGAGCAAAUGAUUAGCAACUCUCUUUGGUGGCAUGGACCGGCUUGGGGAAAAUCAACCAACCUUCACCCAACAAACUCUAUCGCCGCUCUCGACAUUACGCAACAACGACAAGUAGAAAGAGAGCAACGGUCGGUUGCAAUAACCUACCUAGCUGUUUAUGAAAACCCUUUCCUCGACGUGAUGCUUACCAGAUACUACCCGAAUCUCCAACUACUUCUACGCAUUACAGCUCGUAUGCUACGCUUCUGUCACCGUGAAUAUCGAUCGACAAAGCGUCUGACACCACUGGAAAUUGCCAAUGCCAUGCGAGUAUAUCUACAUCACGUUCAGAAUCAGCAUUACAAUAAAGAGAUCCACCAACUGGGGCAGAGGCGAGAGGUAAACCGCUCCAGCCCCCUACACCAGCUAAAACCGUUUCUGGAUGAAAAUCAUCUUCUCAGGGUGGGCGGUAGGCUACAACUAUCGGAAUUGUCGUACGAUAUGAUGCACCCUAUCUUGCUUCCUCAUAAUUCAACGCUUACCGCUCUCAUCCUUCAUCUCGAGCAUCAUGAGCAACUGCACUGCGGUCCACAAUCGCUCCUGGCAGCUGUGCGACGACGUUUUUGGAUUGUUCGCGGUACAAGCGCCGCCAGAAAAGUGUGCAGAGCUUGCGUCGAAUGUGUACGUGCGAAACCAGCCCCUCUACAUCAACUAAUGGGUCAACUACCUACGGAUCGUCUGAAGCCGAAUCCACCAUUCUCCAUUACAGGCAUUGAUUAUGCCGGCCCAAUUAAUAUUAUCAGCCGCCGGGUGCGAGGUGUGGCAGCUAGCAAGGGAUACAUCGCAUUGUUCAUCUGUUUUUCGACUCGAGCAGUACAUCUCGAGGCAGUGUCCGACCUGAGCACGUCCGCAUUUAUUGCUGCCUUUACUCGCUUCUGCUGCCGAUAUGGUCGACCGAAUAAGCUUUAUUCAGACAAUGCGACGAAUCUUCGGGGAGCAGCUAAGAAAUUUCGUGAGCUCUAUGAAAUGAUCAAUACAACUAUAAAUGCCGCCGAAGUGGCCGACUACUUCACCAACAAAGGUAUUGAGUGGCUGUUUAUCCCAGCACGCUCGCCUCAUCACGGCGGACUUUGGGAAGCUGGUGUGAAAGUUGCCAAGGGAUUGCUAAGCAAACUGGGAGAUGAAGCUCAUUUCACAUUCGAAGAGCUGAGUACUGUUCUAGCGCAAGUGGCAGCCUGCAUGAACUCUCGUCCGAUUGCUCCACUCUCUGAUGACCCUAACGAACUUCAACCUCUCACGGCAGCACACUUUCUCAUCGGUAGACCGCUAAAUAUUGUACCUGAGAUAAACCAGUUGGAACGUCGCAUUGGAUCUUUAAACAGCCAAUCGCUCGUCAGUGAUCUACACUUCAAACUACUCGAUGCUUACAGCGUUGCUGGACUUGUUCAAAUUAACGGAGUUGUCAACCAAAACAAUCGUUCACUUGAUCUUACUUUCGUAAGCAGUGAACUUCUUCACUUAUGUGAUCUCCCUGAAGCACCAGCUCCUCUAGUUAAAGACGUUAGGCAUCACCCUCUCAUGCUGAUGACUCUGCCGUUUCCAGAUAAUCAUGGUGGUGGAAUAGAAAUUUCACAGUUUUCCUACAACUACAAAAAAGGGGACUACAGAUCGUUGAACCAGUUUCUACGCGAAAUUGAAUGGAACACGCUACUGCAGAACUGUGAUAUUAACGAAGCAACAACUCUACUUUCCAACAUCUUGCUCUACGCAAUUGAUCAGUACGUUCCCAAAACCACCGUUAAAACGCCAAAAUAUCCUGAAUGGUCCACCCCCUUGCUGAAGAAACUAAAAUAG